Molecule: messenger RNA, 2618 nt
Organism: Punica granatum (pomegranate)
Lineage: Eukaryota; Viridiplantae; Streptophyta; Magnoliopsida; Myrtales; Lythraceae
Source: RefSeq, a predicted model, not a curated record
GCCAAAAAAUUUAUCGGAUUCCCGGCAGCACAAAACAAUGAACUAAUACAUAUUCAAAUGAAACCGGAUAUUGUACGAUGGUCCCAAGACAUUGAUGAUAGCUGGAAGAGGAGCAUGAAAGCAUAUACCAAUUUUAUCAGGCGAAGCUCCCAAGGAAACACUCUCUUUAUAUACUCCCUCCCCUUCUUUCCUUCGAAAACUUUCAGCUUCUUUUUUCUUUUUUUUUAUCAGUAGUAAAGACGGGGCCGUCUCCCGGUUAGUUCAGCCUCCUUUCUGAUCAAAACUUUGGUCGGUCUUUGGUUUCUUUGUGGUGCAAAAGUUUCUGACCGGAGAAGAUCUGAUGAUGAGAUUGGGCAGUUAUUGCCAGUUGAUGACAGUUAUAAGUGUGUCCUUUCUGUGCCUCUUCACUAUCUUCAUCCAGAGCUCAUGUGCCGCCAAUGAUCAUAGUCCCGUGCCAGCGCCGCCCUCUCCCGAUAAUUCAUCCGCAUGCGUGCUGGAUUUCUCAACAUACAAUUACAAGCCUAGUGGAGACUGCCUCAGAUCAAAGGAGAAGAUUGAUGAAUGGGGCAGCUACCCAACCACUCUCUGUUGCCGGAACGCUCUCACGGUCCUCUCCGAAGCACUAGCUAUCCAAGCCCGUAAUCGAACACUGGGUUCCGACAACAUCUUCCUCGGACAAGGGCACUGGGUCAACUGUAGCGGGAACUUUCAGCGGCAGCACUCAGUCUCCAUCCAUUCUUGCGGGUUUGAGAACCUCUUCUAUGGGAGCAGCAAGUGUUCCAACCUCUCCCUCUCGAACAUGACGGAUUCGGUCUUCCUAGGAGAAGAGCAGUUCGGCGAGGCCAAAAACAACUGCUCAACCUUUGGGAGUUCGUUUGAUUCAGUGUGCAGUGCAUGUGCCAAAGGUGUUCUUGCUUUGAGGGAUGCGGUGCUUGAAAAGCUUGGUGUAAAGGAGAAUAAGACCGAGCAGGCGAUCUGUGAGGUUGGGGUGGUGAUUUCUCUUGCUGCGGAAAUGAUCUAUGAUACGUCAUGGACUGAUGACUUCUUCCAGUGUCUCCGGGUUCUGGACAAGUUGGAUCCGGACUAUGUGAAGAUCAAAUAUAAGACAGUGAAGGUAGUCUUCGCGUCACUGCUCGUGAUUGCCGGGUUCAUGCUGAUCGUGCUCCUGAUAAAGUACGUGAAGAGGAGAAAGCCCGAGAAACCUACUCCGUCGAGAGAGAUAACCACAUGGUCGGGCCUCUACCGGUUCUCCAAGGCCGAGAUUGAGAAUGCCAUAAACUUCCAGAAUGAGAGGAAGAGCCUCGGUAGAGGAAGUGCUGGGCAUGUCUACAAGGGGAUCCUCCCGAGCGGACAGGCUGUGGCCAUCAAGCACAUCAACAAGAGUAAUAUGUCCGAUUCCUUCACGAGGGAGGUUGAAGGCCUCUCACGCGUUCGGCACCCGAACUUGGUGUGUCUCUUCGGUUACUGCAUCGAGGGAGGAGAGCAGUACUUGGUUUACGAGUAUUGCCCCGCAGGGAAUCUUGCUCAACAUUUGCUAAGAAAGGACAGUGGUUUGACAUGGGACCGGAGAGUUAAGAUCCUCAGAGACUGUGCGCUUGCUCUUAGAUAUCUCCACCACUUCAUCGAUGGUUGUAUCGUUCAUCGAGAUAUCAAGCUUACCAACAUUCUUUUGACUGAGAACUUAGAACCAAAGCUCUCCGAUUUUGGAUUAGCAAAGAUGCUCGGGAUGGAAGAGAGCAAAGUGUUCACUGAUGUUCGAGGAACCAUAGGUUACAUGGACCCUGAGUACAUGAGCAAUGCAAAGCUAACUUGUGCUAGUGAUAUCUAUAGUUUUGGGAUUGUUGCCCUUCAACUGCUAUCUGGACAAAAAGUUAUCGAGCUUGAUCUUGAUGCCCGAGAUCAGCUCACAAGAAAGGCAAAGGAUGUGUCCAUGGGGAAACGUCCUCUAUCGGAUUUUGAAGAUCCGAGGUUGAAUGGAAACUUGAACAGAGCAGACUUCGAGUGCAUCCUUCAAGUUGCUGUCUUUUCUGUAGCAAAAUCGAGCAAAGACCGCCCAACCAUAGAUACCGUAUUUGAGGAGAUGGACAAAGCAUGGAAAAACACACUCGGAGACAUGAAAACACAAAGGGAGAUAAAUUCGAUGGCAACAUCCAUGUCAAGCUCUUUCGAUGGGAAGUAUGUGAUUAAAGUCUGACCAAUGAAACACCAAAAAGUCACAGUAGAGUGAGGAUGCAUUAUGAACAAUAAAAGAUAGCGCAGGGCAAUUAGAAAUGCACCUUGCAGCUAUAAACUCGAUGGUCUCCACACAAAGUCCUCAUUAACCAGUGCAAACAGUGUUAUAGCACGCUGGUGUGAAAAAAGAAGAUGAAAGUCGACAGGGUCAGUUACGAAUGCCGUACCAAGUCAAGAUUUUUCGUGCAGUUUCCUUUUUUGUAGCUUGUAAGUUUCAAUUUUGAUGAUUUGAAAGUUUGUACAAGAUUGUAAAUCAAGGUUUCUGUUGUAGGCUUUUUUUCGGGACAACAGUCCUAUGUUUUGUUCUAUGUAUUCUUCGAUUUCUUGUACUAGUAACAGAUACUUCUCAGUGUGAUCAAGCUUCAUGUGUAAGUACUUCCACAAAA